CGUGACUUUACCCAAACUCUAUUCUUCCCACCACUUAAACGCACUGCUGCCACACACUAGCCACCCUCCAGCACCUAAGUGCGUCGGAAACCCUUGUAGUAUUUCACACUGUCUCGAUCGCCUCAACCAGUAGGGAUGCACGCAAUUGCCCUCGCGCCUUUCCUCUUCCAUCGAGUGUCUCGUGCUUGGAUCGGGUCGACCCCGCAUCUCGACAAACGGCAGCUGUAUGUAUAAAGAGGUAGGGCGCUCUCGUCUCUUUUUUUAAGCUAGUGGUGGUUCAUACAUCUCUGUCUACCUGUAUUAACAUAAUAUUAUCAAACCAUAAAUUCAAUUGCAAACCCAUCGCCUCUCCACCGUCCACUACGCCGUUCUCCUGUAUACUCGCUAGCAACAAUGAACACCGAACAACCCCCAAACCCACCAACUGUUGAGACGCAGCCGCGCCGCAGAAGCUCUAGCUUCAUGCCGUCCUUUGAUUCUCUCCAGCAGCAUCGCCACGGCGAACAGUCUACUGCCCGACGUCAGAGUAUGCAUGAUCAGAAUGCUAAACCCGGUCUCUUUGGCCAGUUCUUCCACAGUACAUGGGGCCGAAACGCCAAAUAAAGAGAAAUGGAAAUAAUAUACUCGACAAACUCGGAGAAGCUGCUAUUUAUUCGAAGUUUGUGUUUGACCGAUUGCUUUUGUACUAUGAUCUGUAUCAGUGGCUAUAAGGGAUAUGCUCUGAUUGAGGUACGGUGGUGUUAGUGGGAGUCGCUUUUUGUAUUGUAUUUUCACGUCCUCGACAAGACAACACCAAAUUGAAAUAGGAAAUCUACAUUUACGUUUGUUUUUAUUUCUUGAAAUACUUAUCACA
Molecule: messenger RNA, 853 nt
Organism: [Torrubiella] hemipterigena
Lineage: Eukaryota; Fungi; Ascomycota; Sordariomycetes; Hypocreales; Clavicipitaceae
Source: the annotation of a GenBank genome assembly